Messenger RNA from Colletotrichum navitas, 1623 nucleotides. RefSeq lists its product as uncharacterized. NCBI's taxonomy places the organism in Eukaryota, Fungi, Ascomycota, Sordariomycetes, Glomerellales, Glomerellaceae. The record is from RefSeq and is a predicted model, not a curated record. Bases 90 to 1142 code for a protein of 350 amino acids. The transcript has 2 exons.
ACAAAGAUCAGGUCCAUCCUUGCGCUGGCUUGUCCGCCCUUUGCCAUCGCCAUUCACUACCUGCUCCCACUCAAUGGUCAAUCGCCGUUAUGAGUUCCGACAGCAGUUUCAUGGCCGACAGUCACACCCCGAACGCUGCACUUGCUGCUGCCUCAUGCUUUCUACAAGCUCUCAAGGACUUGCUCGCUACGCACACAGACGCAUUCCCCAACCAUGAGCUUGCAGCACGCUUUGCAAUCAUCCACCAGGACAGCUGCCCAGAACCAUCUUCUCCCCCCCAGCAGCGCCUGACACGACCAAGCCAGCAAGCCAUAGUCGACAUGAUUGCUGCAUCCCCAGCCCAUCCCUCUGAGCGCGACGUCCUCAAGCCUCCACCGUCUGUCAGCCCGUACGCCAACUCUGUCGUCAAUCACCAGUACACUUCGAUUGAGCGAGCGUUCCAAUACGUAGACACACUGAACUGCCUUCUGCGACGGCAUCCUGAUGCCCCUUUGUACCCAGAGUCUUCUGCCGCCAGAAACACCAAACACCAAAACAAGACAGCCUGCCUCUGCACCCCGCAAACGAAUGACCCAUGGCAGGACCUGCUCUCCACAGGAGAACAAGCACGCCCCGAUGAGUGGAGGACACUGUGGCGUAUGGUCAACCUGCUUGAGGCCGGCAACUUCACGAGCGCCAUCGUGGCUGACUCAUUUAACGCUCCGACAGGGAGCCUACUGCGCAGUGAACUAGCCUGUCUGUUUGCGCUUGUUUGUCGGCAGCUCUCCCGUCUUGAUGCGUCUCACUUAGACAAGCCUGACGAAUCGGGGGGCAUUGAUGUUGUCAUAACGACAUUCACGCCCGAUACAGUCCGAGUACUCCAAGCCUCCCUGUUCUUAGCCUCGCAGCCGCCGCAAAUCCAUGUCUACAAGCAGUUAGAUAAACCAAUGACGAGCGUAACAGGGCCUGAGGUCUCGAUAGAAUGGCGGGAACUAGUGUCUUGGAUGUGCGCCGCACCUGCCGGUGCUACCGCUCCCGAACCUUUCAAUGACUCCCUGAGCAUAUUGAAGCACAGGGAGGAAACAGACACGGCACUAGGGGGCUCGGACUCGUCUCGGUCCACGUCGGCCUCGUCCACACUUUCGCGAGAUACCGCAGCUUGAUGCGCUUCGGGCUAGGAGCGCGGCACGGCUGGCAAAGAUGCGGGCGGGUUGGCGGGGUUGUUGGCGGCAAACCCCUUCCCUUGGCUCGCGGGCUUCGCCCGGGGUGGACAAGGUCCAAGGGGGAGACGACAGGGGGCCGUUCCAGUUCUUGCAGGACAAGGGCGACCUCACCAGGAUGGCAGCGUUGGACAUGUCGGAACUGCAGGCGUUACGGGCAAUCAGCAACGUCACCACAAGGAACAUCAUGCCCGAUCUGAAGGAGGGCUGCGUGUGUGCCCGGGAUCAACAGCGUUGGGAAGAUGAGAGAAGGUUUUGGCUCGCGGGGUAUUGGUGUAUGAUUACGAAAUGACGAAAUGAUACCAUGAAGGAUAGAUGGAUACUAUGAGGAUGGCAUUAAGGGUAUUGCUAUUUCAAAAGACAGAGGGCAACUAGUCCCCGCGUAAACGCGAAGCCGCUUGCUCCAUGGCCUUGAAUCCCGCCA